AUGUUGAGCAAAAGUGUCUUGACUCUCGAAAACAAGAAAUUCAAUUAUACCGAAAAACAGAAUCUCAGAAUCUCAGAAUCUCAGAAUCUCAGAAUCUCAGAAUCUCAGAAUCUCAGAAUCUCAGAAUCUCAGAAUUUCAGAAUCUCAGAAUCUCAGAAUCUCAAAAUCUCAGAAUCUCAGAAUCUCAGAAUCUCAGAAUCUCAGAAUCUCAGAAUCUCAAAAUCUCAAAAUCUCAGAAUCUCAGAAUCUCAGAAUCUCAGAAUCUCAGAAUCUCAGAAUCUCUGUAUCUCAGAAUCUCAAAAUCUCAGAAUCUCAGAAUCUCAGAAUCUCAGAAUCUCAGAAUCUCAGAAUCUCUUAGAACCAAAUCUCAGAAACUCAGAACUUCAGAACCUCAGAAUCUCAGAACCUCAAAAUCUUGGAACAUCGGAAUUUCAGAAUCUCAGAAUCACAGAAUCUCAGGACCUCAGAAUCUCAGAACCUCAAAAUCUUGGAACAUCGGAAUUUCAGAAUCUCAGAACCUCAGAAUCUCAGAAUCUCAGAAUCUCAAAAUCUCAGAAUAUCAGAAUAUCAGAAUCUCAGAACAUCAGAAUCUCAGAAUAUCAGAAUCUCAGAAUCUCAGAAUCUCAGAAUCUCAGAAUCUCAGAAUCUCAGAAUCUAAAAAUCUCAGAAUACCAGAAUUUUAGAAUAUUGGAAAUUUAG
Caenorhabditis briggsae is the source of this 699-nucleotide messenger RNA. NCBI's taxonomy places the organism in Eukaryota, Metazoa, Nematoda, Chromadorea, Rhabditida, Rhabditidae. The transcript is spliced from 3 exons. Bases 1 to 699 code for a protein of 232 amino acids. The record is from RefSeq and is a predicted model, not a curated record.